Molecule: messenger RNA, 960 nt
Organism: Serendipita indica DSM 11827
Lineage: Eukaryota; Fungi; Basidiomycota; Agaricomycetes; Sebacinales; Serendipitaceae
Source: the annotation of a GenBank genome assembly
AUGUCUUCACUUCGAAACUCGCUACAUCGACGCAAUCACAAGGAGAGAGGUCAACUUGUCAAUAGGAAGCGAUUGGGGCUCCUCGAGAAGCACAAAGACUAUGUUCAGCGAGCAAAGGACUUCAAUGCGAAGAAGGAAAAAAUCAAGCGGCUAAAGGAGAAGGUUGCCGAUAGAAACAAGGAUGAAUUUUACUUUGGAAUGGUGAACAAGAAGACCCAGGGAGGGCAACAUUUCCAGGAUAGAGGAAACGCUGCACUACCUGUCGACAUUGUCAAAGUACUCAAGUCUCAGGACGAAGGAUAUCUGAGGACCACCCGAACGACGAAUCUCAAGAGAAUCGAUGCUUUGAAAGCCCAAAUAUCUAAUAUUCUAUCGUUCCAUGAUCGUGAAGAUGACGAAUACCUCGAGUUGGUCGACGAGUAUGCCGACGUGCUCGAAAAAUGCGGGUUGAUGGUACGACCGCAGCGACGAAGGGCUCCAACGAAUCAUAUCGUCUUUGUCGAUAACGAAGCUGAAGCUCGGAAUUAUAUUCCUCCUCAGAUCGCGGAGAAUUCGGUUGAAAGUUUUGUGAAAACUUCCCCCCAGGAUCUCGGCUGGAAGACUACGGAGAACUCGAAGAAACCUGCAGUCAUACCUCGAGCUGAUGUUGCAAUGUCUGAUUCGCCAACGGUACUGGAGCAAUUGCUUCCCGAACUCAAAGCUCGCUUAGAACGAGAGACACACAUCUUGUAUGCGCUGCGAGAACUUGAGAUGCAACGCGCUCUCAUGGGCAAAGGCGCGUCCAAGAAGAUUCGCGGCCCCGAGCGAAUCGAGUCGGCGGAUGACCGUGAUGACGAAAUGGACGAGGACGAGCGAGAUGCCAUGAUCGCAAAGCGAAUCAAGGAAAAGCCAAAAUCGGCCCCUGAGCUCUCCGCGUACAAGCCCAGGGUCUACAAAUUUCGAGCUGAGAGGAAGAGAUGA